Messenger RNA from Cyprinodon variegatus (sheepshead minnow), 1646 nucleotides. RefSeq lists its product as uncharacterized. NCBI's taxonomy places the organism in Eukaryota, Metazoa, Chordata, Actinopteri, Cyprinodontiformes, Cyprinodontidae. The transcript has 6 exons. The record is from RefSeq and is a predicted model, not a curated record. Gene Ontology annotation, molecular function: DNA binding. Bases 254 to 892 code for a protein of 212 amino acids.
GCGGUAAUGCACCGUAUAGCUCUUGGUCGAACGAUAUAAACAGACGAAGAAGAUGCUAGUUAUGGCUGUUCCGUGACUGAAGCUUCAAAACCCACAACAGCUACAGCAAUGAAUCAUUUGUGAGCGUUAUUAGGUGCAUUGUUGCUGUUUAGUGACAGUAUGAUGUCACACAGGAAGAAAGGUCGUUCGGACAUGUGGGGGCACUUUAAAUUAAUCGCUCCUGAUAAGGUAUGACAGCAUAGCUACUGAUCUGAUGUCCUAUGUCCGGUGCUUGUUGUGUGUAGCUGAGCUGAAGUAUCAUGGGAAUACCUCCUCUAUGAUUAGGCACUACGCUAGCAAGCAUGGAUCUACAUUAAACCAGGGGGAGAUAAAUAAAGUGGAUGAGAAGCCUGACCUAGAUGAGGCUCUGGUGAACAUGCUGGUAAAAGAGCCAGAGCCCUUCUCCAUAGUGGACACAUUGCUUUUGAAUGACACUGAAGAGCCACCCAGGAAGAAAGUUCGCUCUGACAUGUGGGAAUAUUUUAAACACAUCAGUCCUGAUCAGGUCCGGUGCUCCUUGUGUUCAGCAGUGCUAAAAUAUCAUCAGAAUACUUCCUCUAUGGUUAGACACUACACUACCAAGCAUGGAGGUCCGGUCAACCAAGGGAAGACAAAUAAAGAAGACCGGAAACGAGUGUUGGAUGAGGCUCUUGUGAACAUGCUGGUGAAAGAUUCACAGCCUUUUUCCAUUGUGGACGACUGUGGUUUCAAGGAGUUUGUGGCACUGCUUGAUCCCACAUACACUCUUCCAUCCAAACAGGCGCUAAAGCAAAUGGUAAUCCAGCGUUAUGGGGGACAGAAGAAUACGAUCAAAGGUCAUGCAGAAGAUGAGGACUCCGACACGGACUGCUAAUGCAAUCAUCUGGACGCAGCUCUAGCGGUUAGCCUGAGAUUAUGUGAUGGAUUCAUGCAAACUGAUUAAAAGGCUUUGGGAAUGGUCCCUUUCCCUGAAACUCAUACAGCUGGUAGCAUCUUUGCUAUCACAGGAUCUCUAGUGAAGAAAUGGAGCAUCAAAAGCACGGCAACCUUAUUAUGAUCUAAGCUGAUAUGGUUAAUUCUGUUUGAAGUCUCAGUCUGUGAACUUUUUCUUAAUUUAAAUCAACUCAAACAGGGGAGGUUAACAAAAAAAUGACAACAAAAGGGAAGCUCAAACAAGUGAAAUCUACGAUUAAUUUUUGAAAAUAAAAGUUAUUUUGGAGGUGGGCACGCGCUGGAUCAAAUUUUCUCAUCGUACCAGAUCUUUUCCAAGACGGACAGCCAGUGGGAGUGCCAACAACAGACUGAGAACUAACUGUCUGAGGAGAAGAAAGUGAAAGUUUUCCAUACGACAAAAAUGUUUAUACUUAUGAAAGUAUGUUUGGCAGCAUGAGAUUUUACAUUUGCAGAUAACGUCCAACAUUUAGACAUUUUCAUUGGUCAUCAAUAGAGGGCAGAUGGUUUUUAUGAAGAGGGCUGUUUGUAUCCUCUUGGAGUUGGAUUCAUCAUUCAACAGCCCCAGAGGCAGUGCAUACCCUGGACUUAAAAUACAUGUAAAGCAGGGAUCCUUCACACUAGGACAAAAAUGAAACCAGAACACUCACUGGUUUUACCAUAAAUUACUCCUUGUU